UUUCUCACAGAGACGAGCAGCGUAACCAGACGAGGUGACAACAGACACGCAACUCCAGAGCUGUCUGGCAGAGACAAGCAGCGCAACCAGAAGGGGAGACCACAGAGACGCAACUCCAGAGCUGACUGACAGGCCUUCAGUCAUGACUCUACUUCUCAUUACCACACUGCUGCUCUCAGGUCUGGGCAGUCUCUCCUCCUCUGUGUCACGUCAGUUCCAUGUGGUGAUGGAGAAGAAGAACUGGACAGAAGCUCAGCAGUACUGCAGAGAGAAGUUCACUGACCUCGCCACCAUAGACGACAUGACAGAGAAUAUGAAGGUGAAGAGCAAGAUCCAUGAAGCAGGUGCUGGAGAUUGGGCCUGGAUUGGGCUGAAGAGGGGAGACUGGCAGUGGUCUCUGGCUGACAGGGAUUUCUACAGAGAGAAUGAAGCAGAGUUCAGGAACUGGAAUCCAGGUGAACCCAAUGGAGAAGAUGCUGGUGAAGAGUGUGUGAUUAUGGAAGGAGCACAUGGCAAAUGGUAUGAUGACUCGUGUAGCUACACCCGUCCCUUCAUCUGCUAUGAUGGGGGAGACUCCACACAUCCCUAUGUGCUGGUUACUGAUAAGAAGAACAGGGCAGGUGCUCUGAGUUACUGCAGAGAGAAACACACAGACCUGGCCAGUGUGAGGAAUCAGGCAGAGAACGACCAGAUAGAGCAAAUGAGAGUAGCUGGGGCACCUGGCGACGUUGUCUGGAUCGGCCUGUUCAGAGCUGCCUGGUCAGAGUGGUCAGAUGGCAGCAGCUCCUCAUUCCGCUACUGGAACUCUGGAGAACCCAAUAAUGUGGGUGUGGUGUGCACUCAAAUUAUGCCCAGUGGUCAGUGGAGCGAUGAACACUGUGGCCAUCCUAGUCCCUUCAUCUGCUAUAGGGAUACAGAUGAGUGUGCAAGAGACAGCUCUUUGUGUGGACCCAAUGCUGUCUGCACCAACACCAAGGGGAGCUUUAACUGUGCCUGUAACCAGGGAUACCAGAAGCCUCCUGGAGUGACAAUCACCAACGCUACAAACCCAUGCCAAGAUACAGAUGAGUGUGCAGGAGACAGCUCUACAUGUGGACCCAAUGCUGCCUGCAGCAACACCCAAGGGAGCUUUAGCUGUGCCUGUAACGAGGGAUACCAGAAGCCUCCUGGAGUGACAAUCACCAACGCUACAAACCCAUGCCAAGAUAUAGAUGAGUGUGCAAGAGACAGCUCUUUGUGUGGACCCAAUGCUGCCUGCAGCAACACCCAAGGGAGCUUUAGCUGUGCCUGUAACCAGGGAUACCAGAAGCCUCCUGGAGUGACAAUCACCAACGCUACAAACCCAUGCCAAGAUACAGAUGAGUGUGCAAGAGACAGCUCUACAUGUGGACCCAAUGCUGCCUGCAGCAACACCCAAGGGAGCUUUAGCUGUGCCUGUAACGAGGGUUACCAGAAGCCUCCUGGAGUGACAAUCACCAACGCUACAAACCCAUGCCAAGAUACAGAUGAGUGUGCAAGAGACAGCUCUUUGUGCGGACCCAAUGCUGUCUGCACCAACACCAAGGGGAGCUUUAGCUGUGCCUGUAACGAGGGAUACGAGAAGCCUCCUGGAGUGACAAUCACCAACGCUACAAACCCAUGCCAAGAGCCGGAGGUGAAGAGGCAGAUUGUGAGAGUGAAGUUCCCGGUAGAAUCAGGUGUGGACAUGAACGACCCUGACACGCUGAAGGCCGUCCUAAAGCAGAUGCAGAAAAGACUGGGGUUGCCAGCAGACACCAAACUGAGCUGGAAGAAGCAACCAGAUGGAAAGAUCUUCAAGAAGCAGAAGGAGGAGAAGAAAGAAGAGGGGAGGAAGAGGAGGAAGAGAACUGAGCUCUAAACACUCUGCUGUUGUUCAUGUGAUGAAGUGAAUGAUAGGCUUUUCACAGAUCUAUCUUUGGUUUGUCUUCUAUGAUUUCUAUGUUUAAAUUUUUCACUUCUCUUCAGUCUUUUUUUUGGUUGGUGAUUGUUUUGGUAAUAUGGAAUUUAGGACUAUUGUUUUUCGGGAAACAUCAUUGUAAUUGUUUGAAAAUGUUUGUAGCUAAAGUUUAAAAAGCGAAAACGUGGACAAUCUCAUAGCUUACAAUUAAAAUACUUUUAGUCAUAUUACUGCUUAAAUCCAGCUUGCUCUUAAACAAAUAAAAAUGUGCGAAUGCUGCAAACAUAAGAUAACCAGUGUGAAACAACUUAGACUUCAAAUGUUUUUGCUUAGACUUAGAGAUGUUUUUUUAAAGUAUAAAAUUGUUUUUGCUGAUAAAACAUAAAGUGUGUUUGCUUAUAUUUAAAAUAUUUUUGUUAGAUUUGAAGUGUUAAGAUAAAUGAAAUGUGAUUAGAACAGGCUGUACCAGCUUCUUUGUACUUAACAAAAGUCAAAACCCUAACCCUUGGUUAGCUCAUAACAAGACAGGAUAAGAACAAGCCUAGGCAUUUUCAACCAGUUCGAAAAGGUAUGUAACAUCCCCCUUCAAUUGUAUUUUUCUUUACUCUUCUUUGUACUUAAUAAAAAU
Messenger RNA from Sardina pilchardus (European sardine), 2546 nucleotides. RefSeq names its product adhesion G protein-coupled receptor E2-like. Lineage: Eukaryota; Metazoa; Chordata; Actinopteri; Clupeiformes; Clupeidae. Gene Ontology annotation, molecular function: calcium ion binding. The coding region runs from base 143 to 1879 and encodes 578 amino acids. The record is from RefSeq and is a predicted model, not a curated record. The transcript has 12 exons.